Molecule: messenger RNA, 769 nt
Organism: Dalotia coriaria
Lineage: Eukaryota; Metazoa; Arthropoda; Insecta; Coleoptera; Staphylinidae
Product: trafficking protein particle complex subunit 5-like
Exons: 4
Coding region: 51-614 (187 amino acids)
Biological process (GO): endoplasmic reticulum to Golgi vesicle-mediated transport
Cellular component (GO): TRAPPI protein complex; TRAPPII protein complex; TRAPPIII protein complex
Source: RefSeq, a predicted model, not a curated record
UUGUGUUUUGAGUGUUUCCUGUGCAAUACACAAUUAAAAUCUCCACAAAAAUGAAUUCAUCUAACAAGCCACGUACUAGUAUACUCGAUAAACCUUUAAGUAAAGGAAAAGGCGAUGUUUCUCUGAGUUGUUUCGCGUUACUCUUCUCUGAAGUGGUGCAAUACUCACAAAACAAGUCAAGCACUGUUGUCGAACUACAAAACAGAUUACACAGUCUGGGAUAUAAUGUUGGCAGUAAAAUCAUUGAUCUGUACUUUGUAAGAGAAAGAAAUGCAAAAAGAGAAAUCAAACUGUUGAAUAUUCUGCUUUUUGUAAAAUCAACAUUAUGGAAGGCUUUGUUUGGAAAGGAAGCUGAUAAACUUGAACAUUCUAAUGAUGAUGAAAACACUUACUAUCUGAUGGAGAAGGAGCCAAUAGUCAAUAAGUUUAUUUCUGUACCAAGAGACAAAGGCAGCUUGAAUUGUGCUGUGUUUGUUGCUGGAAUUGUGGAGUCUGUGCUAGUUGGUACAGGUUUUGCCGCAAAAGUAACUGCGCAUUGGCACAAAGGCACAACAUACAUGGUGAAAUUCGAUGAUGCGGUUGUGGCGCGUGAUAAGCAGCUGGAAGACAGAUAAGUAAUGAUUAAUACAUGUGCAAAGCAUCAACAAUUCCACAAUUAUUGAACAAUUGUUAAUAUAAUACCAUUCAACUCUAUUUACACGAAUUGCAUUUAAUUUAUUAUGAUUUUCGCUAGUAUUACUAUGUUAGCAAUAUAAGAUUGAUGAAUUUA